Puntigrus tetrazona (Sumatra barb) is the source of this 3800-nucleotide messenger RNA. Its product is annotated as piggyBac transposable element-derived protein 4-like. The coding region runs from base 154 to 1953 and encodes 599 amino acids. Lineage: Eukaryota; Metazoa; Chordata; Actinopteri; Cypriniformes; Cyprinidae. The transcript is spliced from 3 exons. The record is from RefSeq and is a predicted model, not a curated record.
CCAAAGAAGGAGAAGUAGUAACAUUAAAAUCGAAGCGUCCCGCAAUCGUUUUAUAUUGUAAUAAUGAUCUGAUACGAGCCAUAAAAGCACGUUAAAUGCCCCGCGGUUAACUGACGGCACGUUUUUUUGUAGCGUUAUUGUCAUUUCGCCGCGAUGGCGCACGCGCGUGAGGAAGCUCUCCCGACGAACACCGACAGCGAGGAAGAGUUUGGCUUUUCUUCGGGAGACGACGAUUUGGAGGAUGAAAGCAUUCGUUUUAAGGAGCGAUAUGACAUGAGAAAGGAUGCAAUGUGUAAUGAGAAUAUGGUGCCUUCAGGUGCAUAUCACACAAGGGCGGCAAGCAAGUGCUGUUCAAUUUUCAGUGCUGAAGGCAAUCUUAACCAAUGUGACAAUGACAGUGAACAGACACCUGCUGCAAAGAGAGCCAGGACACUUUCGUGGAAAGCAGAGACUGAUGUUGACCAGGUUUCACAGACUCUGAGAUUCCUGCCUGCUCGAGAUCCUGGGCCUCUGUUAUCUACUGCUGAAUCACACUCUCCCAUAAGUCUUUUCAAACUAUUUUUCACAGAGAGCGUUGUGGAAAACCUGUGCCACAACACAAAUGCUCAGGCUGCCAGGGCAGCUCUAAAGGGCCGCAAGUACAAGUGGACAGAUGUCAGUGUGGAUGAGUUUUACCGCUACAUCGGACUCGUGUUCUACAUGGCUACGGUGAAGAUGAGCUCCAUCUCUGACUACUGGAGACAGGACAGUAUUUUCUCUCUGCCUUUUUCCGCUACAGUUAUGUCAAGGGACAGAUACCGCACCAUUUCAUGGAAUGUACACAUGAGUAACCCAGAUGUAGAUGAAGAGAACGACAGAAAGAGGAGCACAGCCCAACCUGACCAUCUGUUCAGGAUCAAACCUCUCAUGAACACUAUCCGUCUUGCGUGCAAAGCCUUCUAUCAUCCUAGAAGAAAUCUAGUCGUUAAUGAAAAAUUUGUGGCCUGUAAAGCAAAGAGAGAAGUGACAGCGCACACGAAAGCCAAGCUGACAAAGUUGAAGUUUUUCAUCCUUUCAGAUUCAUCAAAUGGAUAUACUGUGGACUUCUCCGUCUACACGAGCAAGAACAGUUUACCCACAGACCGCGGGUUUUCGUAUGAUGCUGUGAUGUCUCUCCUGGACCGUAAAGCUUUGGGCUCUGGGUAUCAUGUGUACAUGGAUGAUUUUUUCACAAGCCGUAAGCUCUUCGCAGACUUGUUAGCUCUGAAGUUUGGUGCUUGUGGGGCAUACAGAGACCAGAGGAAGGGCUUCCCGAAAACUGCAGCUAAUUCACUGAACAGAAACUCCAGCAGGGGAUCCAUUAGGUGGAUUCGGGACGGUCCUCUUGUGUGUGUAAAGUGGAUGGACUUGCAAGUGGCAUCUGUUUGUUCUACCAUCCAUGCUGCCUUUUCAGGAGAGCGUGUGCAAAGAAAAAUCAAAGCACGACAUACGUGGAAGGCGAAGUCUUUUCCGUGUCCUGCGCCUGUGACUGCAUACAACCAGCACAUGGGGGGUGUUGACCUGUCUGAUCAGCUGCUGCAGUAUUACGCUACACAGCACAAAACCAUGAAGUGGUACAGAAAAAUCUUCCUACACUUCUUGGAUAUUGCCGCCAACAACGCUUUCGUAUUGCACAAAGAACUUCAGGGCAACAUGACUCACGAUCAGUUCAUGGAAGAGCUUAUCGCAGAGCUCUGUGGCGUGUCACAGAAAGCAGCACCAAAACAGUUUAGUACAGACCAUGUGCCAAUUCCAGGAGCUAAGCUGACUACAGUUGUCAGAAGAAUCGCUACUCUCGGUCGCCGGAUCUGUGUGCAUUGCAAAGCCGUGCUUGGAAAGAAGCAACAAACACCUUGGAAAUGCCAGGCUUGCAACGUUCACUUGUGUCUUCAGUUGAACAGAAACUGUUUCCAGGAUUGGCAUAAAAGUCUGUGAUUUGUCAAAACUGGGAUUGCAAAAACAAACAUGAUAGUUACUAACUAACAAGUAAAAACAUACAUAAUACCCACGCUUUAAAAACAUCAAAGCAAAUAGUAAAGUAACAUAAAAUGUUGCUUCCUUUAUUUUUCCCUGAUACAAAAGCACUACAUUGAUGCUCCGAUAAAGUUUAAUCUAAACUGAUUUUAGAUUUUAAAACCUUUUUUGGUUUUAUUAUAAAAUUUUAAUACUUGAAAUUGGUUGUGGUGGUAUAUCUUGUGUAUAUCUAAAGUGUUUAAGGGUUACUCCACCCCAAAAUGAAAACUCACUUACCCUCCUAUGUCAUUGAAAACCCCUAAAAGCUUUGUCUUCAGAACACAAAUUUAAGAUUUAGGCUUAAAACCAGGAGUCUUGGGAUCGUUCCAUUGACUGCCAAGUAAAUUAUACUAUCACGGUCCAGAAAAGUAUGAAAGACAUUGUCAGAAUACUCUUAUCUGCCAUUAUGUUACAUUACGUUACACUUAAAUAUCAAGUUCAUUAGAUGUUACUGCACUUAGGGUGAAGUGAACCUGUGGCAAAUUGAUUUGGAAAGACACACACACAUCUUAACAAAAGGUCUUUUCUCAAAGAAACUGCAUGCCUGAAGAGCUGAGAAACAAAUUUAUGCCAAGCCAAACAUCUUUUGAGGAGUUCAGAAAAAAAAUCUGUUAUAGAAGCAUGUAGUCUCUGUUAACCUUAACAGAAAAAGUUCAAAACGACCAUUACUUUUCCUAGAGCUGUACUGAAGAAUCCUUAGAUUCUCAAAUCGUGGGUUUAUUAUGUUCAGUUUAUUCAUUCAUUCAUUAUAUUCCUAUAUUUUAUAUUUCUUAUUUUUCCUUGCUGAUGUCAUUGUUGUUCAAGCUCAUGCUUGCGGGGUUUUAUAAACCGUUUUGUCUGUAUGAGUAGAGAUAGAUGUUCUGUUAGUGGCUUAACUGAUAUUUUCUGAUGUGAUCUGGUGUCCAGGGCUACAUUCUAAAUAUUACCAAGCGUGGAGCCCCGAGCUAUCAAACUAAUUACAACAGAUGGACACAGUCACUGUAAAUUAGUUUAUAUUCCCAAAUCCUAAACAAACUGGCAAAAUGCUGUAGGAUGGAGAACCUUUAGUGUCUUGGGGUCAACCCUCAUGAAGAUAGUCUGUUGAUAGUUUGUGGGGGGCUAGAAUGAUUAGCUUACACCGGACUACAGUCUAGUCACCAGCAUAGUUUCUAUGGUAGCAGGGAAAGUUGUUUUUAUGGCCAUAAAGCUCUCUUGCUUUUGUAUGUUUUUUGCAGAUUUAUGUCGGCAGAACGUCAAGAAAUGUAAUUCUUGAAAAGAUUUAGGCCUGAGGAAUCUCCUUGGUGACAUCCACCAUCAGACAGCAUAGCUGGAAUUUUUUUGCUGUAUUUCCAGGGUCGAGAUUCUACCGGAAUGACAGACUGGCAGGAGUUUGUAACUUUAUUUUCAUCCCCAAGCUGCUCUUAUUAGUUGUUUCCAAUUAUGUUUGAGCAGGCAGUAUUUUCAGCCUUGUUUGACAGUUUCUUUUAGCUUUUUUUUUUUUUCCUACUUUUGCAUUCACACAUUAGCAUGCACAGGCUAGUUGUAUAUUGUUUUUAGUAUUAAAAAUCUUUUUUUAUAAACGCUGCAAUAAAAGGGUAAAUAAUAAUUAUAUUAAUAACAUUGAAUAACUUAUAAAAAAAAAUCAUGUAAAAAAUGAUUACUAAAUGAUUACUUUGUGAUAAUGAAAUUGUUAUUGAUUAUGGACUUGAAUAUCUAUGGCAAGCUACGAUGUCUUCUAAACACUAUAUGUAAAUGCACAACAUUGAAUAAACAUAACUGAAACAGCAUUU